Messenger RNA from Condylostylus longicornis, 1479 nucleotides. RefSeq names its product basic helix-loop-helix neural transcription factor TAP (gene tap). Gene Ontology annotation, molecular function: protein dimerization activity. Bases 1 to 1479 code for a protein of 492 amino acids. The transcript has a single exon. The record is from RefSeq and is a predicted model, not a curated record. Lineage: Eukaryota; Metazoa; Arthropoda; Insecta; Diptera; Dolichopodidae.
AUGUCAUCCUGUGCAAGUUUACAAUUCGAUGAUCAUUCUUUCGGGUUCGAUGAUUCUUCCUUUGAUAGCGGUUACGAGAAAAGUUUUGAAACGGAAUGCACUCAAUAUACUCCUAGAAAGUUAACAUUUGAAAAUGCAACAGCAACAAGCACACCCUUAACAUCAAAUAGGAGAAGAUCGAUCAAUGCAACAGGUGAAUCACCUACACACAACAAUCUAUUUCAAUUGGAAACAUCACCUAGAGAUGAUAUUCAAAAAUCUGAUAGUUGGGGUGAAGAAUUUAAUCCAAAAUUUUUUGAUAAUGAUAAAACUUCAACACCAAUUAAAAAUGGUGAUAAUAAUUCGGAAAAAAAUAGACCAAAACGUAAGUAUGCUGUGGGAAAGAAUCGUUUGGCAAGAGCUCGUAGCCCAACACAAAUUGCACGGAUUAAAAAACAUCGCCGUAUGAUGGCCAAUGAUCGUGAAAGGAAUCGUAUGCAUCAGUUAAAUGACGCUCUAGAACAAUUACGUCUUAUAUUACCAACAUAUCCGGCCGAAACGAAAUUAACAAAAAUUGAAACAUUAAGAUUUGCGCAUAACUAUAUAUUUUCAUUAGGACAAAUUUUAGAAAGAAAUUGUGUUAUAAAUUUAGAUUUGGAAAAAUUAUUAAAUGUUACAUUAAGCGGUGAACGUAUAACAAAAGAGUUAUUUGAUAUUCUAUUUAUACAAAAUAAUUGUUACUUUCAUGAUGCAUUUUCACAGCAUAAUUCAAAUGCAAUUGGGAUUACAGGAUUAAUGGAAAAUAAAACAAAAUCUGGAUUAGGUUUUACAACGAAUGAUUUUUAUAAUAGUAUGAAACAAUAUGAAUUGACAACACAACAACAACAACAACAUCAAAAAAAUUCAAAUCAAUUUGCUCAUAAUCAAAAUCGUCAAUCAGAACACCAACAACAAGGAUAUCAACAGGACCCUUUAACAACAUGCAAUUAUACUCGUCACAGUUAUGAAUUUUUCAAACGUACAUUUGAUGCAGCUGCAAACUCUUCUCUUCCCUCAACUACAACUUCACCUUCAUCAAUGUAUAACAGUUAUAAUAACAAUAAUAAUAGUUAUCCACAAAAAACUGAACCACCUUACUAUAAAGAGGGGGAAUUCAAUGAAUUGAAUAUUGAGGUACUUAAAAACAACUACUAUCACAGUAAUUAUUCAUCCGAAUAUGAAACUGUUAAACAACAACAAGAACAACAAUCAAAUAACCGGCAUUAUAAUAAAGAACAAGAACAACAAAAUUAUAAUCAUAAUCAACAAUCAACAUAUUCAACAAUAACAGGAACACCAUCAUCAGAAUUAUCAUUAUCAAUACCAUCAGAACCAAGUAUACAAAGUAAUCAUCAACAUCACAAUCAACAUCAUUUUGACAUACAAACACAAUUGAAACCAUUUUAUCCCUCUUCAAAGAUGUUAGAACAAGGAAAUUAUCGUCCUUAUUUGAAUGCUUAA